Molecule: messenger RNA, 3059 nt
Organism: Arvicanthis niloticus (Nile rat)
Lineage: Eukaryota; Metazoa; Chordata; Mammalia; Rodentia; Muridae
Gene: Stac2
Product: SH3 and cysteine rich domain 2
Biological process (GO): skeletal muscle contraction; positive regulation of voltage-gated calcium channel activity; positive regulation of protein localization to plasma membrane
Molecular function (GO): protein binding
Source: RefSeq, a predicted model, not a curated record
AGGCGACCUCCUAAAUCAAAGUUGGGAAGCUAGGACUGGGCGGAGGGGCCGCCGGGUGCAGGGCUGGGGCCGGCGCGGGGAGGGGGAGGGAGAUGGGGGGCGGGCGCAGAGGACGGCGGAGCCGGCCGGACUCGGACAGCUCCAUCGCUCCCUGGCUCUGCACAUCCGCGCAUCCCUACUUCCCUCCUCCUCCCGCGGAGCGCAGCAUCCUCUGCAGACCCUUGGUCCUCACACCCCGGGUCGUCCCGCUCCCGCGGCUCGGGGUAAUUGCCUCCCUCUCCCCUGCCACACCGACAACUUUCUCCCCUGGUGCCUGGGGUUAAGGGGCUUGCUUUGCCUGGGAGGGUUUCUCCCGGGGUCACUGGAGAGCAGCCCCUGGAGAAAGGCUUGAGAGUCCCAAAGAGACGCCCGCCACUCACAGCCUGCCCCCGGCUGGCCUGCCGUCGGGUCUCCGCACCCUCUCUUCCCAACCAUGACCGAAAUGAGCGAGAAGGAGAAUGAACCGGAUGACGCGGCCACCCAUACCCCCCCAGGGACCGUCUCCACCCUCCAAGAAACCAAGCUCCAGCGAUUUAAGCGCUCCCUAUCCCUCAAAACCAUCCUUCGAAGUAAGAGUGUGGAGAACUUCUUCCUUCGCUCAGGCUCUGAGCUGAAGUGCCCCACCGAGGUGCUGCUGACACCGCCAACCCCACUGCCUCCUCCUUCUCCACCACCUGCAUCCGCAGACAGAGGUCUACCCACCCCAACACCCUCCCCGUGCCCAGUCCCUCGACCCUUGGCACCACUCAAACCAGUGAGGCUGCACAGCUUCCAGGAACAUGUUUUCAAGAGAGCCACCCCUUGUGAGCUGUGCCACCAGCUCAUCGUGGGAAACUCCAAGCAGGGCUUGCGAUGUAAGACAUGCAAAGUCAGCGUUCACCUCUGGUGCUCUGAGGAGAUCUCCCACCAGCAAUGCCCGGGCAAGACAUCCGCAUCUUUCCGACGUAACUUCAGCUCCCCACUCCUGGUGCAUGAGCCGCCACCAGCCUGUGCCAUGAGCAAAGAGUCCCCACCUACCGGAACUAGUGGGAAGGUGGACCCGGUCUACGAGACUCUGCGCUAUGGCACCUCCCUGGCACUGAUGAACCGGUCUAGCUUCAGUAGCACGUCUGAGUCCCCCACACGGAGCCUGAGUGAGCGUGAUGAGCUAACAGAAGAUGGGGAAGGCAGCAUUCGCAGCUCCGAAGAGGGGCCUGGUGACAGUGUAUUCAUAGCUCCAACAGAGAGUGAAGGCUCAGGACCAGAGGAGAAGAGCCCUGGACAGCAGCCCCCAAAGCUGCCCCUGCGGAAGGAAGUGGGGCCCAUGUACUCCUAUGUCGCUCUCUACAAGUUCUUGCCCCAGGAGAACAACGACCUGGCUCUGCAGCCUGGAGAUCGGAUCAUGCUGGUGGAUGACUCUAACGAAGACUGGUGGAAGGGCAAGAUUGGCGACCGGGUUGGCUUCUUCCCAGCCAAUUUUGUGCAGCGGGUGAGGCCAGGAGAGAAUGUUUGGCGAUGCUGUCAGCCUUUCUCUGGGAACAAGGAGCAGGGUUACAUGAGCCUCAAGGAGAACCAGAUCUGUGUAGGCGUGAGCAGAAGCAAGGAUACUGAUGGCUUCAUCCGAGUCAGCAGCGGCAAGAAGCGGGGUUUGGUGCCAGCCGACUCCUUGGCAGAGAUCUGACAGAAACCAAGAGAACCCAGAUGCUACCCCUGCCCAUGCCUGGCUCUUGCUUCUGGCCUGAGAAGGAAGCGAGCAUCCUGGCCACACUCUUCCUCUCCCUGUCUCUCUCCUAAGCGUCACCCUCCCAACCCCCACUUAGGAGCCUUCUGCACUGAGGAAGGUUUAAUUUCUUGGGUGGGGUAUCCUGAAUGGGGUGAUCUUCUGGGAUCUGGGGAAGGGAUUCAAAGGUGGGAAGAAAUGAGGAAGCUACAGGUAGGUCCACCCAGAGCCCAAGUACCACCUAGUCGGGUUGCCAUAGUGAGACCCACCCUAGGGAGUUGGCCUGCUGUCUUCCAGAGACUACCUGCCCAUACUGCCUUUGCAUGCCUGGCUCUUCUCUGCCCACAGCCUUUGCUUGGGUCUGUUAUCCACCCCUUUUGCAAGUGGGGCCUUGAGAGAGGACCUGUCGGUGUUCCUCAGCCCUCCCCUCUGGCUUGAGAAGACGCUGAGGACUAUGGGAGAGCCCUAAGUUAACCACCGGUCACUCCUUCAAUUCUCAGGAAAGUUCAGGAAUCUUUCCAAUUACUUGAAACCUGGGCGACAGAGCAGGGUCAGGGCUGAGGGCUGGAAGGGAUGGAACACUAGGAGUCGGUUCCAUUGAGGACAAUCCCCACAGAACAGUCUCAUUCUCCUUUGUCUACUAGAAAUGGGUGUCCAAGAGCAGCCUGGACAAAGACCCAGCUGAGAACAAGACACUGGUCCCUGCUUGGUCAAAACAUUUCAUUGUUAGGACCCCAGAAAUCCCUAUCACUAGAAGCAGACAGCUAGGGGAGUCAGAGUGUGAGGUCUGGUUUCUCUAAAAGCCCUGUCGUCAGAUGGACCAAACUUACCUUCUCAUUGGGCUCUACAGGGUCCACCCCUUGGAGGAAUUCCUUGGGAGACUGAGGAAAGGUAUGGGAAGUUCUUUUUGGCCACCAUCAAAUGACAGUCUAGGAACCCUUAGCCCUCCCGGCAGGACGAAGGACCUCUUCCUCAAAGGCUGCUUUUUUUUUUUUUUUCCUGGUGCCAGCCCCCCUUCUUCCAAGCUCAGACCCUCCUUUUAUGCCCUGAUCCUGUCAGCCAUUGCCACUCCCAGUGCUGGGCACAGUCAUGCCUUCCAUACAGUGAGAGGACAUCGAUUCUCUACCCAACACACCUUGCCCCACUUUUUCCCCUAAAAGGGGACUAAAGCCACACUGCCCUGUUUGCUGCCAUGAGGCCCCCCCAAAGCAAAAUCCCCGGGGCGGGCCCAAUGCCCACUGUACAUGAGGCUGCAUGACGGGUCUGUGGGGGCAUUGCUGAGCCCCCAGACCCAUAAUUAAAUGUUUCUUGUCUCAGCUCA